This is a messenger RNA of Fundulus heteroclitus (mummichog), 3054 nucleotides long. It is a transcript of the gene tapbpl, whose product is annotated as TAP binding protein like. NCBI's taxonomy places the organism in Eukaryota, Metazoa, Chordata, Actinopteri, Cyprinodontiformes, Fundulidae. Gene Ontology annotation, biological process: antigen processing and presentation of endogenous peptide antigen via MHC class I. The record is from RefSeq and is a predicted model, not a curated record. Bases 601 to 1896 code for a protein of 431 amino acids. Gene Ontology annotation, cellular component: membrane. The transcript is spliced from 8 exons.
UUUCAAAUCAGGAAUCACAAUGGAGGAGGAAAAUGAGAUUCUGGCUAAACUCUUCUCCAACCCUCCAAACUUGGACUUCUGGCCACUAUUUCAAACGGAAAGUUGGUAUUAAAAUGAAGAAUAAGAAUAGUCUGGCUAGCUUUGACAACAGAUUACUCUUUUUAAAAUAUUUUUUGAAUUUCACGCACACAAAAUAAAUAAAUAGAUAAAUUAAAAAAACCCUGCAGGGUUCGUUGCCAUAGAAACCGAUGACUCAUUUCCCGCUGCUUUUUGAUUGGUUGAGCUUCUGCGUCUACUUUCAUUUUUUCAGUGAUCCGCUUUGACACUCUGCGCAUGCUCAAGACGGAACCUCUCUACGCAGUGCACCUUCACUCCUGCCGAAAGAGUUUAAGUCUUUUUUACUACCGCUAAUUAUGUCUAGUUAAUGAAUGUCAUAGAAGGGACCAAGAGGGGGGUCCAAAAUCUCCCUCCUGCGUGAAGAAGGAGCCAUCAUCAUGACGCGUUUGUAGCUUUUUGAAAUCAAAAGUGAAAGUGUUGCGUUGCAUUCUUCUUUUAGCCCAUUUCAUUUUUAAUUAAACACGGAUCUUCUGCUCCUUGACGAUGAUCGAAGUAUUAUUUUUCGGAUGCUUUUUGACGUUUGUUAAUGCUGAUGGGGUUGCUGACGUAGUUCUUUCCUGCUCUCUGGUGGAGGAGGGAGCCGGACUGGGUGGAAUGGGAGGUGGCGCUCUCUUCACCAGAACUCCUGCCACUCUCGUACUUCGAGACAUCCCAGUGGGUCCCGAUGAAUCCCUCGACACGCUCACUCCAUUUGUUCCACCCUCAGUCCCUGAUCCGGACCUCAUCCUGUUUGAGAACAAAGUGUCAUCGGCGGAGAUCCCCAACGCAGUCAUGUUGCUCCAUGCAGACUGCAAUGAGCUGGAGGUGAUGUGUGAAAUAAGUCGUUACGCUCCUCGAGGACUUCCGGAAAGAUCUGAUCCAGCGUAUUUCAUGGUUUCUCUCAGCGUGGAAGGACUUGACAUCAGCACGUCGCUUAUUCUGCAGACAUUGCCAGUCGAAAAAGAUCAGUCAACUCUAACACAAAACAAACUCAGUUUACCUCUCAGCCAGUCAGGGACUCUGCAGACUAAAGUGAUAUUCCUGGUGUUUUCCAACAUAAAUUCAGUAUCCGCUCCUCUAAGAGGAGACGUUCUCCUCAACUGCGGCUUCAAGCAGGAGGAGACGUCUUUAGCACCAGAGGUUGGCCUUGAAUGGCGUCUGCAGCACAGAGGAAAAGGCAGGAAAGUGCUGGAAAUGAAGAGGGAACUAGACAACACAGAAGGAGCCACUGUAGUUCAUGGUGAGAGGAAAGGCUCCAGCGUGGAUGCUGCUCAGGCCCUCAGGGAGGGGAACGUCUCCAUGAGUCUGACGGAGCUGAAGGUUGGAGAUGAAGGAACCUACAUCUGUACCGUCAAUCUGGGUAAUUUCCACGCCCAGCAGGUCAUCCAGCUCCAUAUCGUUCAACCACCGCAGGUUUCUCUGUCAGAGGAGAAGCUGAUUCUGCAGAAAAGUUCUCCACAGACGUUGAGCUGUCAUUGCGCUAAAUACUAUCCACUAGACACACAGAUGGAGUGGUUUUUCCUCCCUCCAACAGAAAGCGAGCCAAAACUCUUUCCGAAUCAGGGCUCUCUGAGCAGUCAUCGGCAGCAUGGCGAUGGGACGUUUUCUCUGUCCUCUCACAUAACCAUCCCCCCGAGUUUUUCUCCAGGAACCAAGAUCACCUGCAAGGUGUCCCACCCAGCAAUGGAUGAGCCACUCUACGUCAGCAUAGUAGUCGAAAGUCCCCAACCAGAUUCCUAUUGGUGGGUUCUCGGCUUCCUCGUCGUCACUGUCCUUUUCUUCUAUCAGGUCAUGAAAUAAGUGACUCUCAGAUCAUCUUGACUUCAAACUGAGCCUUGAAUUAUAAUAUUUUUUUUUUGUUAAUGGAAACGUUUUCAGGUUUUAUACCUAAGAUCCUGCUGAAUUUGAAACAUUUUAUUUAUGGGGAACGGUCACAUAUAAUGGUUUUUGCAAAUUUGCUGAGUAGUUUAAAUUUUUUUUUCUGUAAUGAUGCACUAAGUGACUUUGUAUUUUGUAUUUCUUUGCCCUGUAAUACGCUGACAAUCUUAGCAAGAAAAAGUCAUUAUCUCAAAGAUGAGCCACUGCAGUUUCAUUACUUCUGGACUCUUUAUUUUUUAUUUUUUGAUAGUUGAGUUAACCUUAGGAGAAAAUAUUAGGACCUCCCACUUCUCUUCUAGGGUUAACUUUAAACUUUACCAUUGUUUAAGUGCAACAAAAACAGCAGCCUAGAUUAAGUCUCUCUAAAAUGCGUUAUAUAAUGCCGUUUGUAGAAAUUUAAAACAUGCGUAUUUUGAGGUUUUCUUUAGUUUUGCUUUUGAGCUUUGUUGUGGGAUUACUCUUUAAAUUAUUCAUGCUUCUGACAGAUGUAGGCCUGAAAUAAUUUUUAUUCAACCAAGAAGUUUGUUCCUCUGAUUUGAAAGACAAUUUACAAGUGGUUUCACUUUUGACCAAAUAUUUCUUAUUUAUUUACAUUUUCAGGUAGAAAACAGCACAUCCUUCUCAAUGUUUACAGUAGUUUCCAUUUUGGGAAAAGGAAUAAUUUAUUUAUGAAUGCAUUAACUUCAGUGGGACUGUGUGAUGCACCAUAAAUUGAGUUUCAAAGAAGGAUCUUGUGGGAACAAAAUAUAUGAAAUAGCUACAAGUAACAGAAAGACGCGGUACAAAUAGAGGAAAUAUAUGAUUUGUACUAUUUUAAUUUGCAAUUCAGGAGGUCCACUAUUGUGGUGUGGUUUUAAAUGUUGCAGUUGUUCAAUGUUUUUAUUUCUGUUGUUGUCUUGUUUUUUUCUACAUUGCAUUACUUUUUCUUUUAUCUUUUAAAAUGAAGCUUUUUUUAUGACUCGAUAUUGGUUAAGGUUUCCGUCCCUAUCAGGAGUUUUUUUCAUCUUUGUUUUACAGCUUGACUUCAGAAUGGAUGUAAAGGAUGCAAACAGAAAAAUAAAAGUUUCUAAAGACAAAAAA